AUGUCUCAACAGCAACAGUCCACCGGUUCUGCAAACUCAGGCAGCAACUCGGCCAAAUCGCCAGACUAUGUUUACUUUGACCGCACGACUGCCGGCUUCUCCGAGGAGGCGGUGCCCAAGGCGAAGGCGGCCCAGCUGAAGCUUGAACACUUUUACAAGGUCGCAGUGGAUUCCGCGAUCGAGCGCAAUCAGAGGCGUGUUGAGCUCGAACGAAGGUUACAGACAGAUAAUACGAUGACGGAGGAACGAAAGCAACGCCAACUUCAUCAGCUCGGAAAAAAAGAGUCCACCUUCCUCAGAUUGCGUCGCACUAGGCUUGGACUUGAUGACUUCCGGACUGUUAAGGUCAUUGGCAAAGGCGCUUUCGGAGAGGUACGCCUCGUGCAAAAGACGGAUACCGGGAAGAUUUAUGCUAUGAAAACUCUGAAGAAGGACGAAAUGUUAAAGAAAGAUCAACUUGCGCACGUCCGUGCCGAACGAGAUGUACUCGCCGAGUCAAACUCCCCAUGGGUUGUACAGCUCUUCUAUUCUUUCCAGGACGCUGCAUAUCUGUAUUUGAUCAUGGAAUUUUUACCUGGAGGAGAUCUGAUGACCAUGCUCAUCAAGUAUGAUACCUUUUCAGAAGAUGUAACGAGGUUCUACAUAGCAGAAUGUGUGCUUGCGAUAGAAGCUGUGCAUCACCUUGGGUUCAUUCAUCGGGACAUUAAACCCGAUAAUAUACUGAUUGACAAGGACGGGCAUAUCAAGCUAUCUGAUUUUGGUCUUUCUACUGGUUUCCAUCGGGAGCACGAUUCUUCGUACUACCAGAAACUGUUGGAUCAGGCAAAUGGUGUCAAUUCACCGACGAGUGCUGCACAAGCCGCCCGCAACAGUGUUAUGGUUAAUGCCAUCCACUUGACGAUGACAAGCAAGGAUCAGAUCGCAACCUGGAAAGCAAACAGACGAAAACUGGCAUACUCCACUGUCGGGACCCCGGAUUAUAUCGCUCCUGAAAUUUUCUUACUGCAGGGCUAUGGUAACGAGUGCGAUUGGUGGUCUCUAGGAGCAAUCAUGUUUGAAUGCCUUGUUGGCUAUCCGCCGUUCUGUUCGGAAACACCGCAUGAGACAUACAAGAAAAUUGUGAACUGGAGAAACCAUCUCUGCUUCCCCGAUGAUGUACAUUUGAGCCGGGAGUCGGAGGACUUGAUUCGACGCUUGAUCACCUCGCCUGAUCAACGUCUGAGCGUCGACCAGAUCAAGGCACAUCCCUUCUUCUAUGGCGUUGACUGGGACAUAAUCAGGCAAAUCGAUGCGCCAUUCGUUCCACACCUUCGUUCAAUCACGGAUACAUCUUACUUCCCUACUGACGAGUUGCAGCAAGUCCCUGAGGAACCCACCACGACUGAAAGUGGGCCCGCGAGCAAGGAUCUGGCAUUCUUGGGUUACACGUUCAAGCGUUUCACCAUAUCUUCACACGCCUUCUAG
Fomitiporia mediterranea MF3/22 is the source of this 1464-nucleotide messenger RNA. Its product is annotated as AGC/NDR protein kinase. Gene Ontology annotation, biological process: actomyosin structure organization; peptidyl-threonine phosphorylation. Gene Ontology annotation, cellular component: cytoskeleton; cytoplasm. The transcript is spliced from 7 exons. NCBI's taxonomy places the organism in Eukaryota, Fungi, Basidiomycota, Agaricomycetes, Hymenochaetales, Hymenochaetaceae. Bases 1 to 1464 code for a protein of 487 amino acids. Gene Ontology annotation, molecular function: ATP binding; protein serine/threonine kinase activity. The record is from RefSeq and is a predicted model, not a curated record.